Messenger RNA from Filobasidium floriforme, 1088 nucleotides. RefSeq lists its product as uncharacterized. The coding region runs from base 1 to 1017 and encodes 338 amino acids. The transcript is spliced from 3 exons. Lineage: Eukaryota; Fungi; Basidiomycota; Tremellomycetes; Filobasidiales; Filobasidiaceae. The record is from RefSeq and is a predicted model, not a curated record.
AUGACUUUAUCUGCUUGCGAUAUAGACCCAUGGGAUUUGCCUACGCGUGAAUUGCACGAUGUCAGCGUCUAUACAGCCUUGGUACCUUCUACCAGGCUCGCGGUUGCCAAUUUUGCCUCCGCUCUUAUGUUAACCAUCCAAUACACGCCCCUCAGUCUUGCAAAUACCGAAAUGGAGAACUUCAGCAACGGUCAAUAUUAUGACAAGUCUCAGGAGGACUCCCAGUAUCCAGAAGGAUUCCAGUAUCCGGAUCCCACCAACUUGAGCGCCGAAACUUUUCCAGAGUAUCCGCAUAUGUCUGCACAGAUCUAUCCACCCUACAGUACUUUGGCAUUCUCUGAAGUCCCGUAUGGAUACGGAUACGGAUAUUCUGACUCAGACAUGGCUCCACCGGGGAUUUCUGACUCAUCCAUGAAUCCCCCUAGGACUACUGUUCACCCGUCCGUCAGUGCAUUCCAUCCAAUCGAUUCUGAUCCGCAAUCAGGGUCGCAGAAUGGCUGGGAUUCACAGACCACCGCCUUCGACUUCUUCUCUGAUAAAUCAGUUGCCUCGCAGUACGUUCAAUCAAGGGUUGGCAAUCAUCAGGAUGUGGGUGGAACACCGCAACAAUCCCCUGGAUCCGACGGGAAUCGAUUCGUCGCGAUCGCACCUAAGCCAACUACGAGUCCGGAUAUGGUAGGCAAGGGAGACAUGUGGGGUAUUAAAGUGGGUCAGCCGGAUGAUCUGCAGUUCCGGCAGAACAUGCGAGUCGUCAUUGCUAGCGGAGAAAUUGGCUGUGUUGAUCCAAAACACCCGGACAACACAAAGAUCCACUACAAGAUCUGCGGGGGUGAAAUGAAGUUUGGCAAGAAGUGCGGGGCAGUCCUUGUCGCGUUAAGCGAUAGUCCUCAGGUAGAAGAUUGGCUUAACGAGGCACCAUGCUCCAAGUGUACUAAGCGGACGAGCAUAGGCGUCACUCGUGCCAUCGAGAAGGAAAGGAAAAGAGCACAACACGAGCGGGAAGGUUCGGGAGAUUGAUCAAAGGGAGAUAGCGUCAGGAUGGGAUGAUAUCGCUUGGGAACACUAGCAGAUUAGGUGUGCUGUAUGGG